AUGGCACAAAGACUUGUGCAGAACACCGUCCUUUGGCUGAGACCAUCCUGCCCUCCCUCGAAACCCUUAGAAAGUCAGUCGGAACUCUACAUGUGCCCGGGAAAUAUGCACCUGCGGUGGCAAUGCAAUAACACACUCGAGAAGGUCAGCGUGAAGGGAAGGAGGGGCAGGGGCCCAGGCCAGCUCAGGGACACCGAGGCCUGA
Molecule: messenger RNA, 204 nt
Organism: Auxenochlorella protothecoides
Lineage: Eukaryota; Viridiplantae; Chlorophyta; Trebouxiophyceae; Chlorellales; Chlorellaceae
Exons: 1
Coding region: 1-204 (67 amino acids)
Source: RefSeq, a predicted model, not a curated record